AUGGUCGCAGCUCUUCGAUACCUCGUUUGUCUUGGCUUGUGUGGCGUUGCCACCGCCAAAUCGAAGUGCCGAUGGUACCAGCGUAACUGCGGUUCCUACGCUGCGAAGCCGCACCCAAAGCCGCAUCCGAAGCCAGUCUAUGGACACCCUCACGGAUAUCCUGUGGGAGAGAAGCCAUACAAGACAUACACUCGCUCGCUUGGCUCGACAAGCUGUACUUUCACCAUUCCAACCACGGACUCCUAUGGCUCACCCACUACAUAUGUUGUGGUAGACGUUCCAACGCUUACGCCAACUCCGAUUGCCGACCCUUUCGAAACCAUCACUACUACUUCAGGAUCGACAAGCUUUACAUUGACUGUGCCUACAACUGAUGCUUACGGCGAGCCAACUACGGUCGUAAUAAUUGGAGAGCCGAGCUCAGCGGUACUGCCGAUAGAGUUUAGUACCACCACCAGUACCAGUGGCUCAGUCUCUUUCACGAACGUCGUAUCUACGACAGAUGCUUUCGGCUCGCCUACCACCAUCAUAGUAGUCGUCGAGCCUACAGCCACCGAUGCUAUUUCUUCUUCCACCACCAUCGCUGCAUCUAGCGACUUGGUCAGCUCCGAACCAACAGCCAGCAGCACGAGUUCAGAUGGAGCCAUCGCCUUACCAACCGGCUUCUCCGAUACCAUUAGCUCCACACCUAGCUCGAGUGGUGCGGCAAGCUCUGAGCCGACGCUUUCCAGCUCAUCAGACCUGCUCAGCUCCAUCACUGCUUCCAGCGAAUCUUCAUCUCCAGUCUCUAGUGUUGCAGCAGACCUGAGCGCUACUGUCAAGUUCAGCCAGCUCAGCCAGCUCAGGAUCCACUGUCUCUGGUACAUCAGAUCUCCUAAGCUCCGCCAGCUCAGAGCCAACACUUUCUGCCUCAUCAGGCCUGCUCAGUUCCAUCACUGCAUCCAGCGGGUCCGCAUCGCCAGCCUCCAGUGCCGCAGCAGACACAAGCGCUACUUUUCCAGUAGCUCGAGUGUGUCAAGUGUGUCUGCCUCGAGCGCUGCUAGCAGCUCGCAAUCGGGGUCUUCCAGUUCGGCCGAUCUAGCCACCGUCACCAUUACCAGCGGUACCGUGGCCCUCACAGCGACCGUUGCCACCACUACUGUUGUCGGUGUCUCGACGAGCGUUAUCUUGGUCAUUGUUCCCACAACACCCACUCCCAGUGCCACUCCUACAGUGACGGUUGUCCCUACAUAG
This is a messenger RNA of Parastagonospora nodorum SN15, 1233 nucleotides long. RefSeq lists its product as hypothetical. The transcript is spliced from 3 exons. The coding region runs from base 1 to 1233 and encodes 410 amino acids. NCBI's taxonomy places the organism in Eukaryota, Fungi, Ascomycota, Dothideomycetes, Pleosporales, Phaeosphaeriaceae. The record is from RefSeq and is a predicted model, not a curated record.